AGUAUAACAAUGCCAUGUAAGAAAAAGUCUGGUUACUGAUUACCACAACUGAUUUCUUAUAAUUUUUAUUACUUGGUUCAAUUGAAUUGUUUUUAUAAUUUAAUUUUCAAAAUCUACUGCAACAAAAAAUUUCCCCAAAAAUACAAAAAAGUAUAAUCUUUCUCCAGCAUUAUUGUAAAGUGUUUCCAAACUUGUAGUAAACAUUAUUAGUCAGUCAAAUGAAUGCAUUAUGUGAACAAGAAGGAUAACGAAAUCUCGAACAUAAAGAAAAAUGAAAUAAAAGUGAAAUUAGUAAAAAAACAUAAACGAAAGAUAAAAUAUUUAAUUAAAAAUAACAGCAGAAUAACCACCAAACAACAACCCAUCCAAAAGGGUCGGGGAGUAAUUUAACAACAAAAAAAAAAAAAAAAAAAAAUCAAAGUAGACCAACAUACAUAUUGGUAUUAAAAAAACCAAUGAAAUGGCAUUAACUAAACGUAUAAAAUGCUUCAAAUAUAUGGUUUACUGUUAUAUUAUCCUAUUAGCGGUAACGGGAUGUACUCAAAUAUUCUUGGGAACAUCUCUAUUGUGGGGCCAUUCGGGACACUAUGGAGUAGUGCAAAAUAGGUUAUGGGCACCAGCAGCUUUACUAUUGUGCUUAGGUCCUGGCACAUUUAUUUUGUGCUGGAUAGGAUGUCAGGCUACCAACCAAAAGAAACGUUGUCUUUUGGGUAUGUUUGCUACUUUCCUGGUGAUUAACAUCUUAAUACAGUUCUUAUUGUGCGGCUGGUCAUUAGCCAUGCGAGAACAUUUGCCAUCAUCUGUAGAGAUUUAUAUAGAUGACUCUUUCGUCGAGUUCUUGGAUAAAUUCUCCAGGACCAAGGUUGAUAACCAACAUUUGUGGAAUAGAAUGCAAUCACAGUUGCAAUGCUGUGGUGUAGAUGGACCAUUGGAUUAUCGCCGUUUGUCCUUGCCAUGGUCUUGCUGUUCCAGGCCAGAACACGCAUACGAAUCAGCUUGUGAUACGCACUACAAAAGGGGUUGUUUGGCUGUAGUCUCAGAACAAAUAAAAUACUCACUGUUAAUAACAGCAUUCGGAGCUGCCAUCAUUGCCAUUUUACAGAGCCUUGGUCUGUUUUGUGUUGUUCAUCUGGCAAUUUUAUAUGGAAAACACGAAAACGGUUACGAAAACAAUAAGCUGAGCAAGAAACGUCAGCAACAAUUUCUACCACUUUCCAUUCAGGAUAAACGCCAGGACAUACCUUCACCUUUAAGUUUGUCACCAACAGCACCAGGCCAUCGUGUGCUAAAAACCUCCGUUCCCGGUGGUAAAAAAUGACAGACGAUUAGCUUUUAAGUGUUCAAUUGAAUUAAAAUUAAAAACAAAGAAAAUUAUAAAAAGAAGUUUUAGAUUACUAUUCGUAAUAAUAUCUACACUACCUAAUACUAAAAAACAAAAGAAAAAAUACUAUUCUACUAAUUUGAGAUGGAAAAUAAUAAAUGUGGCCCUCAAUUUAUGUUGUUGUUAUUUUGUCAUGUUCAAUGUACAAACAAAAUUCAAUUAAAAAAAAUUAAGAAAAUAAAAGAAAUUCUUAGAAUUAGACAUUUCAGUCAAAAAUCUAUCUAAAUUUAUCUAUAUCUCUAUCUGUUACUCCAUUUGAUAUAUUUAGUUAAUAGUUAUGUAUUUAUAUGUACUAUAUUAUGUAAAAUAUACAUAUAUAGUAUAUAUUUAUGUAAAUGAGUGAUUGUACAAUGUACAUACAUACAUAUGUAUGUAAAGUGUGUAUAUUACUCGUGAAAUGAGUUCAAGGAUAAGGUGUUGACAUGACAUGUACAUUGUACGUACUACAUAAAUACAUAAAUUCAUACAUACAUAAUAUGUACUUGUAUUUAG
Molecule: messenger RNA, 1873 nt
Organism: Lucilia sericata (common green bottle fly)
Lineage: Eukaryota; Metazoa; Arthropoda; Insecta; Diptera; Calliphoridae
Gene: TM4SF
Product: 23 kDa integral membrane protein
Exons: 5
Coding region: 461-1318 (285 amino acids)
Biological process (GO): protein maturation; protein localization to plasma membrane
Cellular component (GO): membrane
Source: RefSeq, a predicted model, not a curated record